Molecule: messenger RNA, 722 nt
Organism: Drosophila albomicans
Lineage: Eukaryota; Metazoa; Arthropoda; Insecta; Diptera; Drosophilidae
Gene: mRpS26
Product: probable 28S ribosomal protein S26, mitochondrial
Exons: 2
Coding region: 90-722 (210 amino acids)
Cellular component (GO): mitochondrial small ribosomal subunit
Source: RefSeq, a predicted model, not a curated record
UCAAUGAUUGUAUCGAACAUGAAUUGGAUGCCGUAACAAGGCAAAAGUAUACAAAGAAAUCCAGUUUCAUUAAAUAAAAAGCUAUCAAAAUGUUGCGCCAGCUGUUGAAUCCCAUGUCAGUGACUGCAGUCAAAACAGGGAGCAAUGACUUUGCCCUGGAAUUCGUGCGCUGGCGACGCAAGCCCCGCUGGUUGCCGGUGGCCAAGAGCAAAGUGUUCCGCGUGCCUGAGCGCAAGAAACAGACGGAGGAGGAGCGCAUCGAGCUGAUGCGACUGCACAACCAAUACAAAACCCAAUUGCGUUCGGUGCGGCAAUAUUUGCGUGAGGAAGUUAUUCGACAUCAGGAGACAUCAACGGCAGAUCACAUUGUGCUCACUCCCGAACAGGAGGAGGCCGAGUUCCAACGCUGCUUGGAAGUUAAUGCCGAAUGGAAUGCCAAGAUUGCCGGCGAACGCGAAGUGCGACUGGCCAAGGAGCGCGAUGAGAAGGUUGCCUAUGUCCAGGAGCGAUUGGAAGCGGGCAAGCUGCGGGAGGAAGAGAGACGAGAGCGUGCCGAUGAACGCAUACGUUUUGAAAUUGAACAAUCCAAGACAUUUGUGACGCGCGCCAAUCUAGAUGAGGCAAUUGAGGCGGCUUUGGCCAAUCCCGUGGAUCACAACUUUGCCAUCGACUUGGCGGGCAAUCUGUACAGGGGGCGAGGUACGCAAUCACUGAACAAUUGA